Molecule: messenger RNA, 1563 nt
Organism: Alosa sapidissima (American shad)
Lineage: Eukaryota; Metazoa; Chordata; Actinopteri; Clupeiformes; Clupeidae
Gene: cabp2a
Product: calcium binding protein 2a
Exons: 7
Coding region: 32-745 (237 amino acids)
Molecular function (GO): calcium ion binding
Source: RefSeq, a predicted model, not a curated record
CAGAGCCUGGGGAAGAGAGUUGAGAAAGGUAAUGGGAACAAAGCCUUCCAAGAGAGACAAAAUGAAGAAGGGGUCAGUGCAACUGCCCCAACAGAGGAGUGGGGCACCACUAGCCGCCGCUAUGCUGGGGGGCGUUGGGGGUCCAGAAGCAGACGAGGAGGGGGAGGACGAGUUGGGGAGUGAGAAGGCGUUCGACGAACCGCUCUGCGCCCUGGUCCAGAACUGCACCAUGCUUCACAACAUAGUGGGGCCUGCCUGCAUCUUCCUCAGACAGGGCUUUGCCCAGUCCCAAAUCGACAGGGAUCUGCGGCCUGAGGAGAUGGAAGAGCUAAGGGAGGCCUUCACCGAGUUCGAUAAGGACAAGGACGGCUUCAUCAGCUGUAAAGACCUGGGCGAGUGCAUGCGGACCAUGGGAUACAUGCCCACAGAGAUGGAGCUGAUCGAACUGAGCCAGCAAAUCUGUGGUGGUAGAGUGGACUUUGAGGACUUUGUGGAUCUAAUGGGCCCCAAGAUGCUGGCUGAGACAGCAGACAUGAUCGGAGUGAAAGAGUUGAGGGAUGCUUUCAGAGAAUUUGACUCCAAUGGAGAUGGUCAGAUCAGCCUGGCAGAGCUCAGGGAAGCCAUGAAGAAGCUGAUGGGAGAGCAGCUGAAUCAGAGAGAGAUCGACGAAAUCCUCAGAGAUGUAGACCUCAACGGUGAUGGCCUGGUCGACUUUGAAGAAUUUGUCCGAAUGAUGUCCCGCUAGUAUUCACACACAACUGUGUGAAGCCAAGUGAGAGAGGUGAGGACAUCAUGAAGGAACCAAUCAGAACUAAUGUGAUUGCCCAGUUAAGGGUUACCGUAUAGUGUCAAACCUGUUAUGUUGUUUUAUGUACAAAUUCAUGUUGUUUUUAUUUUUCUAGCACUCUCACCCUGUGUUGAUAUCAAAAAGAAAUAUUCUGUAAAUACGGUUUUAAAUUCUUUUUGUACUCUCUAUUAUGUAAAUGAACGGUUUGGCCUGCAUUUUAUCUCUGUCAGAAAAUGACAUAUGUCUGAAAAAGAUUGAAAACAGCUGUGGUCAUCUCUGAAGUGAGUGGUCAUACAAUUUUGCCGGACCUUGUGAGAGAUGUACAUACGCAUGUUAUUACUCAUGUUUUGUGCCACACAUAAACUAUAGUGACAACUUUAUAUAAGGGGUUGGGUGAGGGUGGGUAGCACUUCACUUGAACCACCCAUCAUAACAAUUAUGACCAUUGUCAUAACAAUUAUGACCAUGUCCAUUUUAAUAUUAUCAUGACAGUUAUUGUUAAAUGCCAUAACAGUGCCAUGUACACUAUCAGUAACUGUCAUGAGAGCUGCUGGUGUUUGAUGCCACAAAAGCCCAUAUCAUGUGAUAAUAAGCUAUCAUAGCACUGUUAUUACUAAAUGGUGUGAUUGUCAUGAAAAUGUUCUGAAAUCUCUAAAUAUCAUUCUGACCUGCUUAUGUCGCUUGCUUGAGUCUUAUGAAGAAGAGUUCAAAUGAAGUGGUACGGGAGGAUUUAAGAUGUUCAAUAUACUUUACUUAAUGAUUACCUUAAAUAAACU